Messenger RNA from Caenorhabditis elegans, 868 nucleotides. It is a transcript of the gene F58H1.7, whose product is annotated as Prohormone-4. The coding region runs from base 14 to 571 and encodes 185 amino acids. NCBI's taxonomy places the organism in Eukaryota, Metazoa, Nematoda, Chromadorea, Rhabditida, Rhabditidae. The record is from RefSeq and is marked reviewed. The transcript has 5 exons.
GUAAUCACGAGAAAUGUUGAGACAAAUAGUGUUAAUGUGCGCCAUCCACACCGCUUGUUCCUUUAGUAUCCGGGACAUUAUCAACGGGAAACGGGGAGCUGAUGCUGCAAUUCCAGCCCCCUGUCCUACAUGGCAUCCGUUUGCAUGUCCAUCGGGUGAAUGCGUGCCAAUCAAGUACCUGUGCGACGGAUCACCUGACUGUUCAGACGAGUAUGACGAGAACAAGAGCAUGUGCACAGCAGCCACACGACCGCCCGUUGAGGAGACUCAGGCGUUUUUGAAGGCUCUCAUGUCCGCCCAUGGAAAAGAUUUUCUCGUCAAGGUAUUUGGUCCAAAAGCGAAAGCAGAACUGUCUGGAAUGGGUGGAGUUGACAAAGUUGCAGUUGCUCUUUCUCAAACUCCGACAGCAGACCUGUUUGCAUCUGAAAUGAAAUUGGACGAUGGAGAAACACAGCAUAUGUUGGAAGUUAUGGAGGGAAUUUUGAAUGGAUCAACUGAUGAACUUACAUCCAACGAGGCUGCUGAUUUCCGUUUCUUUGUUCAAAAACUUCAAGAAACUGGAUUCUUCUGAAUAAUAUCUUAAAUCAUAAAAUCAUUUGCAUUCACAUCUGCAUUGAACUGUUUCUUCUUACAUUUUCUUAAAAAUUCAAAACAACCUGAAACACAUCCUCGAAAGAUCUCAAAAAACAUCUGAAAAAACAUCGGAGCCGCCGACGAAUACGAGUGCGACCAUCUCUUUUCAUUCAAUUUUUAAAAAUUCUUGUCCUAAUUUUUUUGUUCAGUUCUUUUCUUUUUGUCUUCUCUCAAUCCUACGUUAGUUUCAAUUUCGCUCGUUGGUGUGCUUCUGAAUAAACCGUCUCCACAUGUU